GCGGGCGGCGCCACGGCGCAGGUGAGCUUCGUGUGCCAGCGCUGCAGCCAGCCGCUCAAGCUCGACACCUCCUUCAAGAUCCUGGACCGCGUCACCAUCCAGGAGCUCACGGCGCCGCUGCUGAGCGCGGCCCCCGCCAGGCCCGGGGAGGCGCCCGAGGAGGAGAGCGGCCUCGGCGAGGAGGCCUUCGCCGAGCAGCGGCAGGACGGCGUGUCCCGGCGCUUCAUCCCGCCCGCCAGGAUGAUGUCAACCGAAAGCGCCAACAGUUUCACCCUGAUCGGAGAGGCGUCCGACGGCGGCACCAUGGAAAACCUCAGCAGGAGGCUGAAGGUGACCGGGGACCUCUUUGACAUCAUGUCUGGGCAGACGGACGUGGAUCACCCGCUGUGCGAGGAGUGCACGGACACGCUGCUGGACCAGCUGGACACUCAGCUCAACAUCACGGAGAACGAGUGCCAGAACUACAAGAGAUGUCUGGAGAUACUGGAACAGAUGAAUGAGGAUGAUAAAGAGAAACUGCAAACAGAACUGAAAGAACUUGCACUGGAGGAAGAACAACUAAUUCAGGAGCUGGAGGACGUUGAGAAGAACCGCAAGAUAGUGGCUGAAGACUUCGAGAGAGUCAGGGCAGAGGCAGAGAGACUGGAACAAGAGGAAGCUCAGUAUCAGAAGGAAUACUGUGAAUUCAAGCGGCAACAGCUGGAGCUGGAUGAUGAACUUAAAAGUGUAGACAACCAAAUGCGCUAUGCCCAGAUGCAGCUGGACAAGCUGAAGAAAACCAACGUGUUCAAUGCAACCUUCCACAUCUGGCACAGUGGUCAGUUUGGCACAAUAAAUAACUUCAGACUUGGCCGGCUCCCCAGUGUUCCUGUAGAAUGGAAUGAGAUCAAUGCAGCCUGGGGGCAGACUGUGCUGCUGCUUCAUGCCCUUGCUAACAAAAUGGGCCUCAAGUUUCAAAGAUACCGUCUCGUGCCCUACGGUAACCACUCGUAUUUAGAGUCCCUCACGGACAAGUCCAAGGAGCUCCCCUUGUACUGUUCUGGAGGCUUGAGGUUUUUCUGGGACAACAAAUUUGAUCACGCAAUGGUGGCCUUCCUCGACUGUGUGCAGCAGUUUAAAGAGGAAGUAGAGAAGGGUGAAACUCGCUUCUGUUUGCCCUACAGGAUGGAUGUGGAGAAAGGAAAAAUUGAAGAUACAGGUGGCAGUGGUGGCUCUUACUCUAUCAAAACACAAUUUAACUCUGAGGAGCAGUGGACAAAAGCACUAAAGUUCAUGUUAACUAACCUGAAGUGGGGUCUUGCCUGGGUCUCAUCCCAAUUCUAUAACAAGUAACUGUGUAAAGAACUUGUCCGGAUGGCUGUAGAGCACUUGCAUUUUGUUGGAGAAAAAUCAAGCUAAGUUGUCUCUUACUAUUAACCAGUACAAUAUGUUUACAACACCAAAAAUCCACAAGACACUUUAUUUGAAAUACCAUUAUUACAAGUA
Nothoprocta perdicaria is the source of this 1485-nucleotide messenger RNA. RefSeq names its product beclin 1 (gene BECN1). The record is from RefSeq and is a predicted model, not a curated record. NCBI's taxonomy places the organism in Eukaryota, Metazoa, Chordata, Aves, Tinamiformes, Tinamidae. The annotation marks the transcript as partial. Gene Ontology annotation, cellular component: phosphatidylinositol 3-kinase complex, class III, type II; phagophore assembly site; phosphatidylinositol 3-kinase complex, class III, type I. The transcript is spliced from 11 exons. Gene Ontology annotation, biological process: autophagy; late endosome to vacuole transport; cellular response to nitrogen starvation.